Ziziphus jujuba (common jujube) is the source of this 3828-nucleotide messenger RNA. RefSeq names its product ATP-dependent DNA helicase Q-like 5. The transcript is spliced from 20 exons. Lineage: Eukaryota; Viridiplantae; Streptophyta; Magnoliopsida; Rosales; Rhamnaceae. Gene Ontology annotation, biological process: double-strand break repair via homologous recombination. Gene Ontology annotation, cellular component: nucleus; cytoplasm; chromosome. Bases 160 to 3069 code for a protein of 969 amino acids. Gene Ontology annotation, molecular function: four-way junction helicase activity; ATP binding; nucleic acid binding. The record is from RefSeq and is a predicted model, not a curated record.
UCCGAUUUAUCAAUUAGAAAGAAAAAGGUAUAGAAGUGAAACAACGAAAAAAUAAAAAAUUAUGUGGCGGGAAAAUAAAAAUGUCACAGAACAAAAUCGGAUUCAUCGACAGUGUGUAGAAAUUCUCAGUUUCCCUCUCUUUUUUCAAAGCGGUUUUCAAUGGAGUCCGAUUCAGAUUCCGACGGUUCUCAUAUCUCCGCCACUCCCCCAAGAGACCUCAAACCCUCAUCGCCACCACCACCGCCUCCAGAGAAGUCUCAGUCUCAUCCACGUUCUGCUUUUCUAUCCAGCAAAUCCAGAAUUCUGAGCAAACCUCCAUCCUCUCGCUCUAAUUCCAUUCCAAAACCCAAAAACCACUCUCCCCAAUCCAAUGCAACCGUUUCGAAGGCCACCCGACCCGACCCACCACCGUCCGACCCAUUUCCAUUUCCCCCACCUGCUUCCACUCUACCUUUCAAAAUCCACCGCUGGCCGUCCAUUCAGAACAUCGCGGUUUCUGCCUCCGAUUCGCUAGAGACCCUUCCCGCCGGUUACUUCUCGAAGUCCUCGUCGUUCUCGAGAAUUCGACGAGCAAGUAUCGAUUUUGAUUGCGUAGAAGCCUACCCAGACCCAUCAUCUCCUUCUCCGGCGCUAAUUCCACGGCCGGAUGUCGAGACUGGUGGUGGGUCUGAUUGCUUGGUGGAAGAUUGGUUACCGGCAGAGCUCAAAGAUGAAGUAGCAGUAAGCUCUGCCAAAUCGGCGAAAGCCGGAAAGAAGCAUUCCAAUUUGAUCGGUGGAAACGUGCCAAUGCCGCCGGUGAAACUGCGAAAAUGCGGAGGCGGCGAAGGCAACUUUGUUAAGCUGAACUUGAACCGCAAUAAACGCAAAUUCAUGAACAAGAAUAGAAGAGGGAAUAGGAAUUCAUCGGGUGGUCGCAAAUAUUACAGGAGUAAGAAGAAGUUGAAAACAGAACGUGGAGGAAAUGAGACUGAGAGUGUUUGUGAAGAAGGAGGUUUGGCUCCAGACUCGAUACCACAGCAGAAUCAAAACAAAGAGACCCAAAGAACGAAAAUUAACAGUGAGCUGGUCGAAGAGGCGGUUUUGGCAGUGAGAAACGAGGCUUCGGAUGAGAAUUUGGUCAAGUUGUUGAGGCUGACUCAUGGGUACUCUUCGUUUCGAGAAGGCCAAUUAGAGGCAAUCAAGAUGGUGCUUUCUGGGAAGUCUUCGAUGCUUGUUUUGCCAACAGGCGCCGGAAAAUCGCUUUGCUAUCAGUUGCCUGCUUUGGUUUUACCUGGAAUAACUUUGGUUGUUAGCCCAUUAGUUGCAUUAAUGAUUGAUCAGCUUAAACAGCUUCCUCCAAUGAUUCAUGGUGGUCUUAUCUGUAGCACUCAGAAACCCGAAGAAGUUUCUGAGACAGUUAGGCGACUUCAAGAAGGAACCAUAAAGGUACUUUUUGUAUCACCAGAAAGAUUUUUGAAUGUGGAAUUUUUGUCAAUAUUUUCUGCUACUGUAGUUAUAUCGCUUGUUGUGGUUGAUGAAGCUCACUGUAUAUCGGAAUGGUCUCACAAUUUUCGGCCAUCAUACAUGAGGCUCAGAGCAUCGUUGCUUAAAGCAAAGCUCAAUGCUGACUGCAUUCUUGCAAUGACAGCUACUGCCACAACCACAACGUUGCAUGCUGUUAUGUCUGCUCUAGAGAUUCCUUCGACUAAUCUUAUUCAGAAGGCCCAGUUAAGGAACAAUUUUCAAUUGUCAGUAUCAUUGAGUAGAAAUAGAAUGAAAGAUCUGCUGGUGCUGAUAAAGUCUUCUCCACUUAAGGAAGUCCAAAGCAUCAUUAUAUACUGCAAAUUUCAGUUUGAAACUGAUACAAUAAGCAAAUACCUACGUGACAACAAUGUUUCUGCGAAGAGUUACCACAGUGGUAUCCCUGCAAAAGAUCGUAGUCGGACACAGGAGUUGUUUUGUGAUAACAAGAUUCGAGUGGUUGUUGCAACUGUGGCAUUUGGGAUGGGGCUUGACAAGAGCGAUGUUGGAGCUGUUGUUCAUUACAGUUUGCCAGAAAGCUUGGAGGAGUAUGUUCAGGAGAUUGGACGAGCUGGACGAGAUGGGAGGUUGUCCUAUUGCCAUCUUUUAUUGGAUAGUGAUACAUAUUUCAAGCUCCGCAGUCUUAUGUUCAGUGAUGGAGUAGAUAACUAUACAGUCAACAAAUUCCUUUGUCAAGUUUUCACCAAUGACAAAACUUUGCGUGGGAAAAUAUGUUCAUUAGUCAAAGAUUCUGCUUCUCGCAACUUUGAUAUGAAAGAUGAGGUGGUGCUCACACUACUGACAUACUUGGAAUUGGGUGAAGUGCAAUAUUUGCGUUUACUCCCACAAUUAAAUGUAACUUGCACUUUAAGUUUUCAUAAGACUCCCCCAGCUUUGCUUGCUGAACAGGAUGUUGUUAUUGCAGCAAUUCUGAAGAAAUGUGAAAUUAAGGAAGGGCAAUAUGUGUUUGACAUACCGACUGCGGCAAAUAGCAUCGGAUUUACAACCACUGACCUAUCAAAUCAGUUAUUGAGUCUAAAGUUGAAGGGAGAAGUAACAUAUGAGCUGAAGGACCAAGCCUUUUGCUAUACAAUUGUGGAAGUCCCUGCGAAUUUAUGUUCUCUAUCAGCACAUCUUACAAAAUGGUUAACAGAUAUUGAAAGUUGUAAGGUACGGAAGCUGGAUACAAUGUUUAAUGCUGCUAUAUUUGCUGUGAAUGAGUGUAAGAAGGCAAGUGGUUGCAGUGGCGUCCAGCACACAUCAUGUUUGCAAAGAAAAAUUUUGGAUUAUUUUAAUGACGAAGAUAACUGUGAUGUCACAACUAAGAUGGGUCAGAGCAGCCCAUUCUUGCGAGCAGAUAUAAAAGUCUUCCUGCAGGGUAAUUCACAGGCUAAAUUCACUCCCCGAGCUGUUGCUAGGAUAAUGCAUGGCAUUGGAAGCCCAGCUUAUCCUUCUACUGUUUGGUCUAAAACCCACUUUUGGGGAAGGUAUACUCAAUUAGAUUUCCUGGUCGUAAUGGAAGCAGCAAAAGCAGAGCUAAUUAAUUUUGUCAGGAAGGACGCAGUCUAGCUGUUAAGAAUCAUGCAUCAUGCUAUAUCAGAAGGGUAAUGAAGAUAAACAACAUAGGAGGAACAUCGACUAAACAAUUUGACCUGCAAAUGACAUAUAUCUAUGGUUUCACUCAUCAUAGCAAUGCAGGUGGAUGACCAAAACAAGAAAAACAGUAAUUCAGGUGUGCUUCCCCACCCUUCCCCUAUCUUUCUUUCCCUAUAUGGGUUUCAGUUAUGCUUCACCCAACCAGCCUCUAGCCUCAUCACCAAAAAACUAGCCUCUAGCAUACUAAUUGAUUUUAAUUUGGCAGAAGAUGAUCCAUAUGUUGGACUAUGAAAAAGAGUAAAUGAAUCUUAAUAUAUGAUCACAGAUUGUUUCGAGCAGAGGGAUCAAAUAAAAAAAUUUCUGGACAUCAGACAGUGAAGUAAAAAAUUUAUCUGCUGCUUUUGCCAUUGUUUUUUGACAGGGAAGAGAGAGCCUUAAAUCUGUAGAAACAGUAAGAAAAAGCUCCAGCUUGACAAUGGAAGCUUUUUUGGUUUUCUAUGCAGCCACUAACUAUAUUUGAGAGUGUUGCAUCUCUAUGGUUGUAUCCCGUAAAGAAGAGUUGAAAUUGAUAUAGGAUAGGAUAGAUUGUAUUCAAGUGCUCGGCCUUUAAGUCAUUGGCUGAGAUCAAUAGGCUGUUUAUGUCUCAGUAGAUUCUGUAAUAAUGCCAAUAUAAUAAUGACAAUAAUUAUUGCAAUAAUCUAAAGUAAUAAUUAUGUUUUACUGUUUUAGCAA